Molecule: messenger RNA, 3180 nt
Organism: Rhipicephalus sanguineus (brown dog tick)
Lineage: Eukaryota; Metazoa; Arthropoda; Arachnida; Ixodida; Ixodidae
Gene: JMJD4
Product: 2-oxoglutarate and iron-dependent oxygenase JMJD4
Exons: 6
Coding region: 167-1501 (444 amino acids)
Biological process (GO): positive regulation of translational termination; protein hydroxylation; negative regulation of gene expression
Cellular component (GO): nucleus; cytoplasm
Molecular function (GO): histone H4R3 demethylase activity; sequence-specific DNA binding
Source: RefSeq, a predicted model, not a curated record
UCUAGCACUCGAGCUGCGCGAUAGGGCGCGAAGUACUGAAAAAACGUUGACCGCAUAACCGCGUAUUUGCGACAAAAGUUGCGACAAGCAUCUAUUCGAUUGGCGAAGCACGAUAUGACGUCGUGCAAACCAACACCUCGGUUUCUAUUGUGGCUGUCCUGAGAGUAUGUACUCCGAAUUCCUGAGCGAUCGCAUAGAGCGAGUGAAGUCGCAGUGCGCUAGUGUUUCGUGCUGCUCUACGUCCCACAAAUGUGACGAAGGAGGUGUAUUUAAAGUAGCUUACCUUUGUCCGGAUGUUUCCUAUCGCGAAUUCUUUCUGCAGUAUGCGUCCUCGAAUACGCCGUGCAUCCUUUCGCCUCAACACACUAGCGAUUGGAGAAGUCGUCGCGAAUGGGUCGACAACUCCGGCCGUCCGAAACUGGAAUUCCUCAAGUCUUCUUUUGGAACAGCCACUGUGCCCGUCUCCGACUGCAGCGUGAAGCAGUACGACUCCCCGUCAUGUUGCGAGAUGACGUUUUCAGAGUAUGUGGACUACUGGCAGAAGCUAAUCGACUCUGGGCACGACUACAGCGCAAACCCGUGCCUCUACCUCAAAGACUGGCAUUUCACGAGGGAUUUUCCCACUUAUGGCCCAUAUACCACACCAAAGUAUUUCACUUCUGACUGGCUGAAUGAGUACUGGGACCUAAGGACUGAUGUGAAGGAUGACUUUCGCUUCGUGUACAUGGGACCCAAAGGAUCAUGGACGCCACUGCACACGGACGUGUUCAAGUCAUUCAGUUGGUCUGCCAACAUCUGCGGGAGAAAGCUUUGGUACCUCUUCCCCCCAAGGGAGGGUCAAGUCAACAAUGGAAAGAGGAACACGCUGCCAUGUGAUGUCAGCACUCUGCUGGAGGAGAGUGUUAAGGAUGCUGCUGAAGCACAGAGCCUUCCGAAGCAUGAAGGAAAUGUGCCGUACUUGAAAGUCAUUCAGAAUCCUGGAGAGAUUAUAUUUGUCCCAAGUAACUGGUACCAUCAGGUCCACAACCUGGAUGACACAGUUUCAAUCAACCACAACUUUCUUAAUGCUUGCAAUGUUAAGACAGUGAUGAUCAACCUGAUGGCUGCAUUAAUUGAUGUUCAAGAGGAAAUAGCAGCUUUUCAGGACACUGAUGGAUUCCAGGAGCAUUGUCAGGCUAUGCUUAGAGCUCACUUCGGCAUGAAUGUGGCAGACUUUUGCGCGAUGCUUGACGCUAUCUUGAGACGAAGAAUACGAAUGUUUGAGGUGCCUCCUGCGCAGAGAGAUCUUGCUUACCGCAUGAAGGAGGCACUUACUACAGACAUGGCGGCUGCCCUGUUCUGCCACAGGGAAAUACUCAAGUGGCCUGCUCCAAUUUUGGAAACAGCAUGCAUCAACAAAGAACUAAUGUGUCACGUUAGGAAGGACCUUGAAGAACUAAAUGAGCUAGACAUAAACUUCGAGCAUUCACUGGACGUCCUGCAACCUGCCCUAGUGAUGUAGAGCCAAAAAAUGAUGUUGCAAUAAUUCUGUACAUUACAAUGCAACAUGUAACUCUUUGCAAUAAGAAAUCCAUUUCAUUUAUAAGCCUGUGAUAAGAGCCAUGUUCUGACAAGUACUGCAGACAAAUUGAAAUAUAUAGAACCCAGGUGUAUCCAACUGUUGCCGAUAUUUAACGGCUGUAAGUUGUAGAACCUUGGGAAAUCUUGUGCAAGAAUGUAGCACUGUGCUAUCUAUAUAUUGAAAAUGUUCAUCACCACUCUUGAUAACCCGCCACGGUGGUCUAGUGGUUAUGGUGCUUGACUGCUGACCCAGAGGUCGCAAGAUCGAGUCCCAGUCGCUGUGGCCGCAUUUUUGAUGGAGGCGAAAAUGCUUGAGGCGCGUGUACUUAGAUUUAGGUGCACGUUAAAGAACCCCAGGUGGUCGAAAUUUCCGGGGCUCGCCAUUACGGAUUCCCUCAUAAUCAUAUAAUGAUUUUGAGACAUUAAACCCCGACAUUUAUUAUUACCGUGCUUGAUACUAUAUCAAAUGCUGCAAUAUGCUAUGCUGUACCUCUACAAGUGCACUUCUCUUAACAGUGUCAUGAUAUUUCGUAUAACUGGUAUUAUUCGGGCCAUUGAAAGAGUAUUGUUCUGGCAGCUGCUGUGAAACAAAGCAUUCAAUAUAAUGUUGCAUAAUUACACGUCAAGGCGGAAAAAUUAACAAGGCACGUGCCUCAAAAUAUAAAUGGCUUGUGCAGCAAGGUUCUUCUUAUUUAUUACUUAAAUUCCUGGCUUACAUGUUCAAGAACCUCUGUAUGAAUAUGAGGCACGUCACGGUUUGGGACUCUGAAUUAAUUUUGACCAUCUUUCUUUAAUGUGCGCUAAAAUAAAUAUGUAGGUGUUUUGGCAUUUCGCCCCCACUGACGUGCAGCCGCUAUGAUUGGAAAUGGAAACCAUGUCUUGUAGCUUAGCAGUCAAACACUGUAGCCUCCAAGAUACCACGGUGGGUGUCUUCUUUGACUACGAGCGUAGCGAUGUGGGCUUGUUGGUGCAUAAUGGAAAAGCAGUUUCUUAGCGCUGGUGUAGAGGAGGACAUAUAGGAAGAGACACUAGACACAUGGGCGCUACUCACAACAAUAAAGUAUUCCUUGAUCACGCAGUGCCCAUGUGUCUCUUCCUAUAUGUCCUCGUCUACACCAGCGCUAAGAAACUGUUUUCUUUGAAUUUUACAAUGGCGAUCUUGCUUUAACAGGCUUCACUGCAAAGUAUUUGUGUGAUGCGGCGAAACAAAAUAAUAGGGAAUUACAUAACUGUUGUGCAGUGAAGCAUGCUGCCCGAGGCCUCUAUUGUUUAUAUAAACAAUAGAGACCACAUAUAUAUAUAUAAAUUUCAUGAUGAAUUUGCAGCAUGCUCACAGCAACCAAGAGCAGAAAGCGAAAGACUCGUAUGGUGUGUGAGUGCUGCCAUAGACUUCCUACCAACUCGCUUAAUUUUCAGCACUUUCAAGAUGUACUUAUGUCAAAUUGCUGUUAUAUCAAACCAUUUUGUGAUGCUCUUAUUGUUUGAUCUGCACUGUGUGUAAAUGGGCUUACUUUGAGUAGCCAGUUCUCGUUGACUAUUUAAUUGUGUAAUUAGGAAGAAAAUCUGUGCCCAGUCCUCCACAAUGUAAAUUUUAUAACAAUAAAUUAUAAUUUUGCUCUG